CAGGGCGGGGGUUUCCCGGAAGAACCAGGAUGGGGCCGCCAGAGGCAGCGUAAGCCCAGCUCUUGGGAAGGGAAACUCGUGACACGCCGAUCUCCUCCUCCUCCUGUUCUCCAGCCUUGCAACAGCAGCGGCACUUUCGCUGCGCGCAACUCCCAGCAAAGUCUGCGCUGCGCCGGUGGAGCUUUGGCGACGCCAUGCAGCCCAGCUCGGGGCCUGCCGUGCUGGUCACCACCAGACCUCUUCAAAACACCCACACAGGGAUCGAUCUGUCUGUUCCAGAGUACCAGGAAAUCCGGGGGAAGAUGAUGUCAGGCCAUGUGGAAUAUAAUAUUGUCGCCGUGACGCAGCUGCCUGCUUUCAAAUCAGCAAAGCACAAGCCAGAAGAUAUAAUUCAGUUUAUGGUUUCAAAGAAGUACAGCGAGAUUGAGGAGUUUUAUCAGAAGUUGGCUACACGUUACCCACAAUCCUCUCUGCCACCUCUGCCAAGGAAAGUGCUGUUUGUUGGGGAGUUUGACAUCCGGGAACGGAGAGCUGCGUUCAAUGAGAUCAUGAGAUCCAUUUCCAAAGACACAGAUCUAGCAACAAGUCCCGAGUUAAUGGAAUUCCUAGGAACCAGAUCCACCAGCGCCACGGACAUCAAAAGUAAAAACCUCCCUGAUGCGGAAGACAAGGACGACGAAAACGAAGCCUUUGAUUUCUUCAAAGAGGAAAGGACGCCUGACCCCGUUCCUCUGUUCAAAUCCUCAGAAGAGCAGGGUGUUAAAGAGAGAAAAGAAAAAGAGGAAGAGGAGGAUGGGGAUGACGAUGGAGACCCACUUGGUGUUAUCAAAUCGAAAAAGACUAAGAAACCCACGCCUCCUCCAGCCAAAGAUGUGAAGCCCAAGUUAACGCUUUUUGACGAAGAAGCUGUUCCCGAUGAAGGACUGUUUGGCUCAGCUAAAGGGUUUUCGUUCAGCGGCAGCAAGAGGAUAUUGGCAGCCGAGAAAAACCUGAAAUUGUUUGAAGAUCCAGACCUUGGUGGAUUGGUGACUCUGGGUGACUCGCUGCUGUUGCCAACCGCCUGUGCAAGCACGGAACAUGCAUUAAGCGGUAGCCUUGAGGAGGACACCGAGGAGCUCUUGAGAGUGGAAGAGGAUUUUGAGAAGAUGUGGAAACUAAGCUCCAAGCCCAAGCUACCACCUAAGCCAGCGUUACCAAAGAAGCCAGCAGUAACUGAUGCAAAACCCCCAUUAUCCUCAGCCCCCAAAACAAAGCCAAAUGAAGUCAAGGCUCAGACCAUGGGCGAAGUUGAUAUCCUCCAGUACAUUCAAGAAAACGAAUCUACCAGCAGUGAAGAACCAAGCCUGUUCUGAAACACAGACUAUGCCAGACUUUUCUUCAGGAAGAACUUCCACCAGCCUUCUGCAUCUGGUUGGACAGAGCAGGCUUUGGCCCAGCGCCCUCGGUUGACAGCUUGCCUGCUGGUUCAUUAUGGCAAAGAGCAGAUUUGUAAGCAGCAAAUCAAUGAACGGCUUGUGUGUGUUCUGACCGCAGAGCAGCUGGGAUCUGAUCAAAGAUGCCUUAUGUUUGCUUUUUUCAGGGAGUUUCAAGAGCAAGGCUAGAAUUUUGUUGAAAGUGAGAGUGCUAUCUUGUUUUUUUGUUUUCAUUUUUUUUGUACUACAGUUGUAGUUCAAACUGUUGGAAUAAUUCAUACAACAUAAUUGGGGGCAAUUUGAUUAUUUGAGAGGUAGAGGGGAUAAAGGGAGCAGACUUAGUAAGGUGGGUGAAUAAAGUAAAAUAACUUUUUUUUCUUAAUUGGAAUUGUUUUAACUGCUUCUCCUUGUCCCUAGAAUCAGAGAAUUGUAGGGCUGGAAGGUAUCCCAAGGGUCAUCUAGUCCAACCCCCUGCAAUCCAGGAAUCUCAGCUAAAUCAUCCAUGACAGAUGGCCAUCCAAAUUCUGCUAUAAACACUCAAAGGAAGGAGAGUCCACAACCUCCUGAGGGAUUCCGUUUCACUGUCAAACAGUUCUUAGUGUCAGAAGGUUUUCCUGAUGUUUAGUUAGAAUCUCCUUUCUUGUAACUUGAAGCCAUUGGUUCAAGUCCUGGAGCAGAAGAAAACAAGUUUGCUCCAUCCUCUAUUUGACAGCCCUUUAGAUAUUUGAAGAGGGCUCUCGUAUCUCCUCCUAGCUUCUUCUUUUCCAGGCUAUAAACAUACGCAGCUCCUUCAACAAUUCUUCAUAUGGCUUGGUUUCCAGACCCUUGAUCAUCUUGGUUUAAAUAUCUCCUUGAGACAACUUUCUAGAAAAUAUGCCAAAAAACCCCUUCACCCCCUGGAUUGAUUGGCUACAGGGAACAUACAGCAUUUCCCCCCCAGACCCAUAUUGCCCCAUAUUUAUGGUAUUUAUA
Molecule: messenger RNA, 2384 nt
Organism: Podarcis raffonei (Aeolian wall lizard)
Lineage: Eukaryota; Metazoa; Chordata; Lepidosauria; Squamata; Lacertidae
Gene: HS1BP3
Product: HCLS1 binding protein 3
Exons: 7
Coding region: 195-1352 (385 amino acids)
Molecular function (GO): phosphatidylinositol binding
Source: RefSeq, a predicted model, not a curated record